CACUUCCUGUAGUGAUGGGCCCCAGGAGCUCAGCCACAGCCGGACUCGAUGGCUGGGGGGAAGCUCACCAGGGCCCUGCUGUGCUAUCCCACCCCAGCGGGGGCUGGAGACAGACCAGAGCUGGGGGCGAUCGGAGGGGUCCGGGUCCCAGCGGGUGAGACGCCCCCGCGUCGUCCUCUCACCUCUCCCCAUCCUCAGGGACUUCAUGGACCCCACGAUGGACAGCACCAAGCACAUCCUGAACUAUCUCAUGCCCCUCCUGCAGCGGGAGAGCCGCCCCCUCCACGACUUCAUGCUCAGGGCGGAGGUGGGGACGAUCUUUGCCCUGAGCUGGCUCAUCACGUGGUACGGCCACGUCCUCGCCAACUUCCAGCACGUCCUGCGCCUCUAUGACUUCUUCCUGGCCUCGCACCCGCUCAUGCCUGUCUACUUCGCUGCGGUGGUACGUCCGGCCCGGCCCGGCGCGGGGAGGGCGGCUGGGGGGAGCGAGCACGUCCUGCCUCUAUGA
Molecule: messenger RNA, 508 nt
Organism: Pelodiscus sinensis (Chinese soft-shelled turtle)
Lineage: Eukaryota; Metazoa; Chordata; Testudines; Trionychidae
Source: RefSeq, a predicted model, not a curated record